This is a messenger RNA of Malania oleifera, 678 nucleotides long. RefSeq lists its product as uncharacterized. Gene Ontology annotation, molecular function: RNA-DNA hybrid ribonuclease activity; nucleic acid binding. The transcript has a single exon. The coding region runs from base 1 to 678 and encodes 225 amino acids. The record is from RefSeq and is a predicted model, not a curated record. NCBI's taxonomy places the organism in Eukaryota, Viridiplantae, Streptophyta, Magnoliopsida, Santalales, Ximeniaceae.
AUGUUGUUGACGGAAUAUGAUAUUUCUUAUGUCACCAGGAAAGCUAUCAAAGGUAGUGUCAUUGCCGAAUACCUAGCUGAAAGAGCCGUAGAGGAUUACCAACCUAUGGAGUUCGAAUUCCCAGACCAAGAUAUAGACUCCCUAACUCAAGGAGAAGAAGAACUCGAAGAAUGGAGGAUGUUGUUCGAUGGGGCAGUCAAUGUUUGGGGACAUGGGAUAGGUGCGGUGCUCAUAUCACCCGAUGGGAAACAUUAUCCAGUGGUAGCUAAGCUCAUCUUCCCUUGUACUAACAACAUAGCCGAACAUGAGGCAUGUAUAUUGGGUUUGCGGACAGCUUUAGAUCGGGAUGUCAAGCAACUAAUAGUAAGAGGAGACUCGGCCUUGGUCAUCCACCAGCUAACCGGAGAAUGGGAAACCCAUGAUUCCAAGCUAGUACCGUAUCGAGAGUACAUUCAAAAGAUGAUAGAAGGGUUUGACAGUAUCAGUUUCUUUCGCACUCCAAGAGAAAACAAUGUAAUGUAUGAUGCACUAGCCACACUGGCAGCUUUAUUCAAGGUAGAAGAAGGGGUGAAGAUCGAAACUAUUCAGAUUAGAGUACAACUCGAACCUACCCACUGCACGGUGAUAGAGGAGGCCGACGAAAAACCGUGGUUUUUUUAUAUCAAGGCCUACAUCUAG